Molecule: messenger RNA, 1053 nt
Organism: Aspergillus oryzae RIB40
Lineage: Eukaryota; Fungi; Ascomycota; Eurotiomycetes; Eurotiales; Aspergillaceae
Product: transcription factor SUA7
Exons: 1
Coding region: 1-1053 (350 amino acids)
Biological process (GO): transcription preinitiation complex assembly; transcription initiation at RNA polymerase II promoter
Cellular component (GO): nucleus; transcription preinitiation complex
Molecular function (GO): RNA polymerase II general transcription initiation factor activity; TBP-class protein binding
Source: RefSeq, a predicted model, not a curated record
AUGGCCACCGCUCCACCCCAAGCCAGACCUGAACCAGGUCAGUGGAAAAAGAAUCUUUCGCAUCAUCUUAUCUGUCCCGAAUGCAAGGAAGUCCCGCCCAAUCUAGAGUUUCCCGGGUCGCACGAAACUGUAUGCGGGUCUUGUGGUUUAGUGCUCGCUGAUCGGGAAAUUGACAUGCAUUCUGAAUGGCGUACUUUCUCCAACGACGAUCAGAACAACGAUGAUCCAUCUCGUGUCGGAGACGCUUCAAAUCCCCUGCUUAACGGGGACCAACUGGAGACCCAAAUCGCAAGUGGAGGCUCUGGCCGUGUUCGUGACCUGUAUCGUGCUCAGAACAAGCAGUCGAGCGAGAAGGCGAACAAGUCUCUUCUGGCUGCUUACAAAGAGAUCGGUGCUUUGUGCGAUGGGUUCAGCAUCCAGAAGAAUGUCGCCGAUACCGCCAAAUAUCUUUUCAAGAUAGUCGAUGAUGCGAAGGCCUUCAAAGGGAAGUCCCAAGAUGUGAUCAUUGCGGGUUGUAUUUUCAUCGCUUGCCGUCAGUGCAAGGUACCCCGUACCUUCACCGAAAUCUUCGCUGUCACGAAAGUAUCGAGAAAGGAAAUUGGCCGAAUCUACAAGGCGCUGGAGAAGUUUUUCACGGCACAAAACCUCGAAAGGAACAACGCCGUGGUGUCAAACGGUGGAGUCCCCGAUCCCAACGACACAUACACCGCAACAACUUCCACCAAACCCAGCGACCUGUGCAACCGUUUCUGCAAUCUACUGGAUUUGCCCUUCCAAGUUACCAGUGUAUCUUCUGCACUUUCUGAUCGUGUCACAACCAUGGGAGACCUGGCUGGCCGAUCUCCUCUGUCGAUCGUUGCAGCUUGUAUCUAUAUGGCCUCGUAUCUGAUGGGGCACGGCAAAACUGCCAAAGAAAUCAGUCAGGUCGCCCAUGUCAGCGACGGAACUAUCCGCGGUGCCUACAAACAGCUUUACGCGGAGAGAGAGCGCCUGAUUGACCCGGAAUGGAUCAAGGACGGAAAGGGCGACUUGAAGAACCUACCCGCCAGUUGA